Molecule: messenger RNA, 954 nt
Organism: Epinephelus lanceolatus (giant grouper)
Lineage: Eukaryota; Metazoa; Chordata; Actinopteri; Perciformes; Serranidae
Product: inverted formin-2-like
Biological process (GO): actin cytoskeleton organization
Molecular function (GO): actin binding; small GTPase binding
Source: RefSeq, a predicted model, not a curated record
GACACUGUCAGUCUCUCACAAGUGAGUGAAAGCUCAGGGGCCGUAGCGAUCUGAACGCAGUGCCAUCAGCAUACCACACAGGGUCUGACCUGCCAUUGAGUGCCGAAAUAUUCAGGAGUCUAUGUUUCAUGUUUUGCCAGAACAAAAGGUUGUCCGGAUGACUGCAGAGUGCCCUUCCAUCUGAAGCACCAGAGGAGGCGGUUCUUAAAGUGUCUUCAUAUCUAUGGAAUAAAACCAGCCAUCAUGUCAGGGAAGUCAGAUGGGAAGAAGAAGUGGGCGGCAGUUAGGGAUCGCCUGGGCUCCUCACAGGACUCAGAUUCCCAGCAGGAGGCCAACCUGGAGAGUGCUGACCCAGAGCUGUGCAUCAGACUGCUGCAAGUUCCCACCGUGGUCAACUACUCGGGGCUGAAGCGUCGUCUAGAGGGCAGUGACCAGACAUGGAUGGUCCAGUUCCUGGAGCUGAGCGGACUGGAUCUCCUCCUGGAGGCCCUGGACCGGCUCUCAGGGCGGGGAUGCUCUCGCAUUGCAGAUGCCCUUCUGCAGCUCACCUGUGUCAGCUGCGUGCGAGCGGUCAUGAACUCCUCUGCAGGGAUCCACUUCAUUAUAGAGAACGAAGGAUACAUCCGGAAGCUUUCCCAAGCUUUGGACACUUCGAACACCAUGGUGAAGAAGCAGGUGUUUGAGCUACUUGCUGCCCUCAGCGUGUUCUCUGCAGAUGGUCAUUCCCUGGCACUGGAUGCCUUGGAUCACUAUAAGGGCGUGAAGAUGCAACAGUAUCGCUUCAGCGUGAUCAUGAACGAGCUGCAGGCCACAGAUAACGUCCCUUACAUGGUCACACUUCUCAGUGUCAUCAACGCCCUCAUCUUUGGGACGGAUGACCUCAGGCAGAGAGAUAAGAUGAGAAAGCAGUUUAUUGGGCUGCAGUUGCUUGAUAUUCUGCCAAAGUUAAGGUGA